AGAGGCAGGGCUGACUCACCCCAGGUAACACAUCCACGUUGCUUGGCUCCCAGGCCCACUGGUGCUUAAUCCAACAUCUUCAUGGUGCAGAUGGGAAAAGAGGGAGAAUGAGAUGGAUGGAGAGUGAGACGAAUGGGGCAAACCAGACGGUCAUGACAGAGUUUGUCCUGCUGGGGCUACACGACCACCACAACCUCGAGAUGGUGCUGUUUGUGCUCUGCCUGGGCAUCUACGCCGUGAACGUGCUGGGGAACGCCCUCCUCAUCGGGCUGAACACGCUGGACCCCCGCCUGCACACCCCCAUGUACUUCUUCCUCAGCAACCUCGCCCUCAUGGACAUCUGUGGCACAUCCUCCUUCGUGCCUCUCAUGCUGGUCAACUUCCUGGAAACCCAAAGCACCAUCUCCUUCCCUGGCUGUGCCCUGCAGAUGUACCUGACCCUGGCGCUGGGCUCCACGGAGUGCGUGCUCUUGGCCAUGAUGGCGUGUGACCGGUACGUGGCCAUCUGCCAGCCGCUUCGCUAUUCAGAGCUCAUGAACCGGCAGACAUGCGUGUGGAUGGCGGCACUGAGCUGGGGGGCAGCCUUUGCCAACUCCCUUCUCCAAUCCAUUCUCACCUGGAGCCUCCCCUUCUGUGGCCACAAUGUCAUCAACCACUUCUUCUGUGAGAUCUUGGCGGUGCUGAAACUAGCCUGUGGGGACAUUUCUCUCAAUGCACUGCUAAUAAUGGUGGCUUCAGCUGUCCUGACGCUGGCCCCGCUGCUGCUCAUCUUCCUGUCCUACGUGUUCAUCCUCACCGCCAUCCUGAGGGUGCCGUCCGCUGCCAGCCGGCACAAAGCCUUCUCUACCUGCUCUGCCCACCUCACAGUGGUGGUGAUUUUCUAUGGGACUAUCUCCUUCAUGUACUUCAAGCCCAAGGCCGAGGACCUCUACUUGGACAAGCUUCUUGCAUUGUUCUAUGGGGUCGUGACCCCCUCGCUGAACCCCAUCAUCUACAGCCUGAGGAAUGCAGAGGUGAAAGCUGCUGCCAUAGCUCUGCUGAGGGGAGAUCUCCUCUCCAGGAAGAUGGCCUGCUUUCCUGUUGUUCUCUAA
Budorcas taxicolor (takin) is the source of this 1091-nucleotide messenger RNA. RefSeq names its product olfactory receptor 13C4-like. The transcript has a single exon. The record is from RefSeq and is a predicted model, not a curated record. Lineage: Eukaryota; Metazoa; Chordata; Mammalia; Artiodactyla; Bovidae. Gene Ontology annotation, molecular function: G protein-coupled receptor activity; olfactory receptor activity. Gene Ontology annotation, biological process: G protein-coupled receptor signaling pathway. Gene Ontology annotation, cellular component: membrane. Bases 108 to 1091 code for a protein of 327 amino acids.